AUGGCCUCGUCGUGGGAAUCGAAAGUCGCGAGCGUUCGUGAACACCGAGAUGCAUCGCUGGCCAAAGUCGAGCCUGCGAUUUCUGUCGCUACCCAGGGCCUGCCUCUGAAUUCACAAAAAGUGCCUGCCUCCGUGCUUACCUCACGAGAGCUUGAGUUGACGGAAAGCUAUACCGUGAAGCAAUUGCUAGCCAAGUUACGGAGUCGGGAGAUCAAGGUUGAGGAAGUCACGCGCGCCUUCCUACGUCGGGCUGCGGUUGCCCAAGCCUCUGUCAAUUGCUUAACAGAGCUACUAUGGGACCAGGCUUUGGAGCGCGCCAAAUACUUGGACUCAUUGCCCGAGCCCACAGGUCCUCUCUUUGGGCUGCCCAUCUCGACAAAGGAGCACCACGGCCAAAAGGGCGAGAACGUGGUUUCCAAUGCAUCGUAUGUUGCGUGGAUUGGUCAAGCCCACGGUUCAUGUCAGCUUUAUGACAUUCUGUGGGAUGCUGGCUGCGUGUACUUUGCCAGGACCACUCAGCCACAGACGAUCAUGCAUCUCGAAACUAACAGCAACAUUUACGGCCGCACUCUGAACCCAUAUAACCGCAAUCUCACGCCGGGUGGAAGCAGUGGCGGCGAGUCUGCACUGAUUGGCAUGAGGGGCAGUCUGCUCGGUGUCGGAGGAGACAUUGGCGGCUCAAUCCGCUGUCCGGCUGCACACUGUGGCAUAUAUGGCUUUAAGCCAACGUGCAAGCGGAUCCCUUCGGGUGGGGUACGAACUCACAUGGUAGGCAAAGAAGCGAUAUUGUCUACCUUGGGCCCGAUGACGGUGGACAGAGAAGCACUCCAGCUGUUUGUGGAUGUUGUGAUGGCCUCGGAACCUUGGCUGCUCGACCCGUCACUGACAGUGGGUUGGACGAAGUACAAGUAUGACAAACCUCUCAAAAUCGCUGUUCAGUGGACGGAUGGCGUUGUGCAACCACAUCCGCCAAUGAUCAGAGCAUUGAAAGAAGUUGUUGCAGCGUGUGAGGCUGCUGGUAUGGAGGUCGUUGACUGGGAUUGUACGGAGUUGCAGCAUGACAAAGCAUGGGAAAUUCUGUCCUCGCUUUACUGGACUGAUGGAGGUGAUGAGACUUUGGGACGACUCAAUGCAGCAGGGGAGCCGGUUCUGCCCCUCACAAAGUUCAUCAUCCAGGAGCAGCCCGCAGUGAAGUCUCUGACCCAGCACGAGCUUUGGGAAAGGACCAAACAGCGUGAUCAGUACCGCGACUUCUACGCAAAAGCCUGGAAUGCAGCAAGCAAAGACCGGCAGAUUGAUGUCAUACUGUGCCCGCCAUCUUUCUCAGCCGCAGUGCCGCACGACCAAAGCAAAUACUGGGGAUAUACUGCGCAGUGGAAUUUGCUCGACUACCCAGGCGCUGUUUUCCCUGUGACGACUGUCGAUCCUGAGAAGGACCCGAAGGACCAAACCUACAAGCCCAAGAACGCUCAGGACGAAUUCUGCUACAGUCUCUAUACCCCCGAGACAUACAAGGACGCUCCAAUCAGCUUACAGAUCAUUGGUCGGAGGAAUCACGAUGAGAAAGUUCUUGCUGCCCUCGAUGAGAUCGAAAAGGCAUUGGGCAGAUCAUAA
Messenger RNA from Cyphellophora attinorum, 1614 nucleotides. Its product is annotated as putative amidase. NCBI's taxonomy places the organism in Eukaryota, Fungi, Ascomycota, Eurotiomycetes, Chaetothyriales, Cyphellophoraceae. The coding region runs from base 1 to 1614 and encodes 537 amino acids. The record is from RefSeq and is a predicted model, not a curated record. The transcript is spliced from 2 exons.